UGGGCUCUGGAUAUUUGUUUUUGUGAUCCUGUCGGAACGGAUGUAACCUUGAUCGUGAAACUGAAUCUACAGGAAUUUCUGCUCCUAAUUAUUGCACACUAGCAUUUCCACAGUGUUUUAUUUUGUGUCGUGAAAUCUAAGUACACCUGAACAAUAUUUUUCUUGCGUUCGCAUCUCCGUUCCAUCCAGUGGCAAGCGUACAUAGCGAGCGAGCAGAAACACGGAGAGGAAGGUAAUAACUGCUAGGUGCCCUCGAAACCAUCGGAAGGGUCUACGGUUUUACAUCGGGCUCGGUAAUUUCAAGCGUCAUUCCUCGGUUGAGUCAGCGAGCGUGUAGAGGGAAACCCGGAACGUGUUUCGCGCACAGAGGAGUUUUGUUCUAGAAACAUCCAUUUCUACUGAUCUCGAUGCCGCAGGAAAUCAAGAGAGAACGGAAAACCACACAGUCAAUGAUGCGCUCGAAAUCUAUUCACUGGAAUGAAGCACCACUGUCACCGUGCCCAAUACCGGACAUCAGUGACGAUGAGCUGGUAUCGAUUACGGUGCGUGACCUCAACCGCACCCUAAAGAUGCGAGGACUAACGCGCGAGGAAAUUGUGCGCAUGAAACAACGGCGUCGUACGCUGAAGAACCGUGGCUAUGCCGCCAGCUGCCGCAUCAAGCGGAUCGAGCAGAAGGAUGAGCUGGAAACGGAAAAGUCGCAGGAAUGGCGUGACAUGGAAGCGAUGCACGACGAAACGGGACGGUUACAAGAGGAGGUGGACUCGCUACGCAAUAAGUAUGAAGCGCUACGGAAGUUUGCCAUUUCCAAAAAGAUUCCCCUGCCACCGGAGCUAGAUGUGCUGUAAGAUAAGAGAUAAGGCAGCGUGAUAAUAAGACGCCACUUGGCAUUAGACGUUUCGGUUUCGUAUGUGAUUAAUUUACAUUUUCCAACCACAAUUCCUCUGUAGUUUGUAGCACAAGGUUUUUUUAUAUUAAGAGAAUUUCAAUAAUUAAAAUAUUGCUAAGGAGAUGAA
This is a messenger RNA of Anopheles aquasalis, 1016 nucleotides long. RefSeq names its product MAF bZIP transcription factor K (gene maf-S). Gene Ontology annotation, biological process: regulation of transcription by RNA polymerase II. NCBI's taxonomy places the organism in Eukaryota, Metazoa, Arthropoda, Insecta, Diptera, Culicidae. Gene Ontology annotation, molecular function: DNA-binding transcription factor activity, RNA polymerase II-specific; RNA polymerase II cis-regulatory region sequence-specific DNA binding. The record is from RefSeq and is a predicted model, not a curated record. Gene Ontology annotation, cellular component: nucleus.